UACGACGUAGACUGGGUCCCCGUCCUUAUUAUGCUUGUCUCAUAUACUUGUAUUUUGCAAGUGUUAGAACCAGCCCACGAUACGACAAUAUUAGCGUGCUUUGAUCAAAUUGAAAGCUUAAAUUUGCUCCCCAUAUUUAUAUACAUCACAAACAGAGUAAUAUAAAUCCAAGGAAUCUAAUUAUACGCAACAGAAACUUUCCAGGCUAACAUGAAGUAUUAUUGUGAUUAUUGUGACACUUAUUUAACACAUGACUCACCUUCAGUAAGAAAGACACACUGCAAUGGAAGAAAACACAAAGAAAAUGUACGAGUAUAUUAUCAAAAAUGGUUAGAAGAACAAGUACAGAAAUUAGUGGAUGAUACAACGGCUGCAUUCAAGGCAGGAAAGAUAGCCUCUAAUCCAUUCCAAGCAGGCACGCCUGGUCCAGGAGGGGUUAUGAUUCCUCCACCUUCAAAUAUGCAAGGAAAUAAACCUGGAGGUCCACCAGGACCAACACCAGCAGGUCCAGGAGGACCAGGGUCAAUGCCACAAAUGGGAGGCCCAAUGCCUGGUGGCCCUAUGCCAUUAAUGGGACCUCCACAUGGUGGACCUAUGCCACCAAUGAUGCAGUCAAUGAGACCUAUGGGCCCAGUGAUGGGUGGUCCACCAAUGGGAAUGAGACCCGGUCCAUUAUUAGCAGGGCCAAUGCCACCCAGGCCUAUGAGAAAUUAGUUCAGGACUCAAAACAAUAGAAAUGGAUUUUGUUAACUUAGAUUUUAAGAAAUAUGAAUAAAUGGAGGAAUUCAUAUUCAACAAGUGUAAAAAGAAUGCUUAAUUUUGCAGAGCCCAGGGCAGAACUUUUAUGUAAAUUUCAUAUUACAUGCCUUAUAAUGAAGAGGAACAAGAUGGUUCUUUUAUUUUAUGUGUGUUUUUUAAGAACGAACUCACUUCAAUAUAGGUUUCUAUUAAGAACGAACUCACUUCAAUAUAAGUUUCUAUUAAGAACAAACACUUCAAUAUAAGUUUCUAUUAAGAAAGAACUCACUUCAAUAUAAGUUUCUAUUAAGAAUGAAUUUACUUCAAAACAAGUUUCUAUUAAGAAUGAAUUCACUUCAAUAUAGGUUUCUAUUAAGAAUGAAUUUACUUCAAAACAAGUUUCUAUUAAGAAUGAAUUCACUUCAAUAUAGGUUUCUAUUAAGAAUGAAUUUACUUCAAAACAAGUUUCUAUUAAGAAUGAAUUCACUUCAAUAUAGGUUUCUGUUAAGAAAGAACUCACUUCAAUAUAAGUUUCUUUUAAGAAUGAAUUCACUUCAAAAUAGGUUUCUAUUAAGAAUGAAUUCACUUCAAAAAAGGUUUCUAUUAAAAUAGGUUUCUAUUAAGAACAAACUCACUUCAAUAUAAGUUUCUAUUAAGAAUGAAUUCACUUCAGUAUAAGUUUCUAUUAAUGAAUUCACUUCAAAAUAGGUUUCUAUUAAGAAUGAAUUCACUUCAAAAAAGGUUUCUAUUAAAAUAGGUUUCUAUUAAGAACGAACUCACUUCAAUAUAAGUUUCUAUUAAUGAAUUCACUUCAAAAUAGGUUUCUAUUAAGAACGAACACACUUCAAUAUAAGUUUCUAUUAAGAAUGAACUCACUUCAAAAUAGGUUUCUAUUAAGAAUGAACUCCCUUCAAUAUAAGUUUGUAUUAAGAAUGAAUUCACUUCAAAAUAGGUGUCUCUUAAGAACAAGCUAACUUCAAUAUAGGUUUAGGUAAUGAUUUUUUAUAUAAGUUGUCAUGAUUCAGAAUAAGUUACAAAUUCUUAAAAAAAAAUGUAUCUUAUAUAUGUGAAGUAAACAUUUGUAUACUGUGUAAAUAGAAAUUUGUUUCAUCUUUCAUUGAAAAUUUCAACUUUACCAGUGUUUAUCUACAAACAUGUAUGUUUUAAAUUAAUAUGAUUUUUCAGAGAUAUUAGUAUAAAAAAGUUGAUACUUAAGUCUUAAAUUCUUAAUAUUGUUAGAAGUUUUCAUUUUCAGGGGGAAAUUUUCAAUAUUAUGUGGUUUAUGCACAGUUUUAUGAAAUUAUGAAUGAUCAGAAUUGUAUCAAAAAAGAUAAACACAAAUGUCAUGUUA
Molecule: messenger RNA, 2089 nt
Organism: Mytilus trossulus (common blue mussel)
Lineage: Eukaryota; Metazoa; Mollusca; Bivalvia; Mytilida; Mytilidae
Product: U1 small nuclear ribonucleoprotein C-like
Exons: 7
Coding region: 211-714 (167 amino acids)
Biological process (GO): mRNA 5'-splice site recognition; spliceosomal snRNP assembly; mRNA splicing, via spliceosome
Cellular component (GO): U1 snRNP; nucleus
Molecular function (GO): zinc ion binding; pre-mRNA 5'-splice site binding
Source: RefSeq, a predicted model, not a curated record